Messenger RNA from Candidozyma pseudohaemuli, 4158 nucleotides. It is a transcript of the gene FUN12, whose product is annotated as translation initiation factor eIF5B. Lineage: Eukaryota; Fungi; Ascomycota; Pichiomycetes; Serinales; Metschnikowiaceae. Gene Ontology annotation, molecular function: GTP binding; translation initiation factor activity; phosphatase activity. The transcript has 3 exons. The record is from RefSeq and is a predicted model, not a curated record. Bases 1 to 4158 code for a protein of 1385 amino acids.
AUGGCGAAGAAAUCUAAGAAAGGAGGUAAAUCCGGAGGUGACUUCUGGGAUGAGGACAUUGAAACUGAGCAGAAUUCGGAGGGACCAUUAGACCAGGACCCCGAGGCUGUCGCUGAAGAGGAGCUAUCUCAGGAUGAUGACUUUCUCAAUUCUAUUCGAAGCUCGAAGAAGAAGAAGGAGGCAAAGGAAAAGGAGGAGAAGGAGAAGAAGGAUGGGCCCAAACUUUUGAGUAAGAAAGAAAAGGAGAAAUUGAAGAAGGAAGCUGAAAAGCAAGCGAAGAAGGAGGCCGCAGCGAAGAAGAAAGCCGAUCAAGCAGCUAAAAAAGAGCAAAUCAAGGAGGCUAACAAGCAGAAUGCUGCAGCUAAUGCCGAGAAGAAAGCUGAGCAGCAAAAAUCAACUUCAGAGGAACCGGAGAGCAAAGCGCCAGUUAAGAAAGGAAAAAAGGCACCUGCGGGAAUCGCCGCAUUGAGGAAACAGCUUGAGCUCAAAAAGCAGUUAGAGGAGGAGCAGCGUCGUUUAGAAGAGGAAGAGGAGCAGCGGCAAAUCGAGUUGGAGAGAUCUGCGGCAGAGAAAGAAGCAGAAGCAGAAGCAGCUCGCCAGGCUAAGAAAGAGAAGGAGAAACUUAAGAAAGAAAGAUUGAAAGCUGAGGGUAAGCUUUUGACUAGAAAACAACGAGAGGAAAAGAAAUUACAAGAUCGUCGUCGUGAAUUGCUUUUGCAAGGUAGUGGAGUCAGUGUUGCCGGUUUGGAAAAGAAGGACGCCUCCGAGAAAACCGAUAAGCCUAAAAGAGUUGUCUACACGAAAAAGAAGUCAGGUAAAGCAAAGAGUCACGAAACCCAAGCUACAAACGAAGAUGUGAAAAACGAUGACGAUGAUGUCCUAGAUGAUUGGGAGCAAAUGCUUGAUGACGAAGAGCAAGUGGCAGGCAAAAAUACAUCACAGUUGUCCCAGACUUCUCCCGAAGCUGAUACAGCUGGCCUGAAUGUAAACGCCACUCCAGCUGAACAUGAAAGCACUGAGGUCGCUGAGAAGCAUGCUACUACUUCUACUCCCUUGGAUAAUCAGAUCGUCGAAAAAUCAACGCCAUCCGUGAAUGAUGAAACUUUAACCCCUGAGAAUAGUUCAUCUCACAGCGCCAAGGAGAUGCGUUCCCCAAUCUGUUGCAUUUUAGGUCAUGUCGACACUGGUAAAACCAAGUUAUUAGACAAAAUUCGUCAAACAAAUGUUCAAGGUGGAGAGGCCGGAGGUAUCACCCAACAAAUUGGUGCUACGUACUUCCCUGUUGAAGCAAUCAAGCAAAAGACCGCCGUUAUGUCGCAGUAUGAGAAGCAAUUUUUCGACGUCCCUGGCCUUUUGAUUAUCGACACUCCGGGGCACGAGUCUUUCACCAACUUGAGAUCUCGUGGUUCUUCUCUUUGUAACAUCGCAAUUUUGGUGAUCGAUAUCAUGCAUGGUUUGGAGCAGCAAACUUUAGAAUCGAUCAGACUCUUGAGGGAUCGGAAAGCACCAUUUGUGGUGGCAUUGAACAAAAUCGAUCGUCUCUUUGAUUGGGAAGCAACACCUAACAACUCAUUCAGAGACUCGUUUGGGAAGCAGAGCAAGUCUGUUCAGGGUGAAUUUCAAAACCGUUACGAGCAAAUCAAGCUUGCUCUCGCAGAACAGGGUUUGAACUCGGAGCUUUACUUCCAGAAUAAGAAUAUGUCGAAGUACGUCUCAAUUGUGCCAACAUCCGCAGUAACUGGUGAGGGUGUUCCUGACCUUUUAUGGUUGUUGCUUGAGUUAACUCAGAAGAGAAUGUCGAAACAGUUGAUGUACUUGUCUAAAGUGGCCGCCACAAUUUUAGAAGUGAAGGUUGUCGAGGGUUUUGGAUACACCAUCGAUGUUGUGUUAUCUAACGGAGUUUUAAGAGAGGGCGACAGAGUUGUGUUGUGCGGUCUAAAUGGGCCUAUCGCCACGAACAUCAGAGCUUUGCUAACCCCACCUCCAUCGCGCGAGUUGCGUAUCAAGUCGGAAUAUAUCCACCAUAAAGAGGUGAAGGCAGCUUUGGGAGUCAAGAUUGCAGCGAAUGAUUUGGAGAAGGCCGUUGCAGGUUCUCGAUUACUAGUCGUGGGGCCUGACGAUGAUGAAGAUGAGCUAAUGGAGGAGGUCAUGGACGAUUUAACAGGCUUACUUGAUUCAGUUGACACAUCGGGUAAAGGUGUUGUUGUACAGGCCUCCACUUUGGGAUCAUUGGAGGCUUUACUCGACUUUUUGAAGGAUAUGAAGAUCCCUGUUAUGUCUAUUGGAUUGGGCCCAGUCUAUAAGAGAGACGUGAUGAAAGCAACUGCGAUGCUUGAGAAAGCGCCAGAGCUCGCAGUAAUGUUGUGUUUCGACGUCAAGAUUGACAAAGAAGCAGAACAAUACGCAGAAGAGCAAAAUGUGAAAAUCUUCAAUGCUGAAAUCAUCUAUCACUUAUUUGAUGCAUUUUCCGCCUAUCAGGCCAAGUUGCUCGAAGCCAGACGAAAAGAGUUCAUGGAAUAUGCUGUUAUCCCCUGCGUGUUGAAGACGAUUCAAAUUAUCAACAAACGUAACCCUAUGAUCAUUGGUGUCGAUGUUAUUGAGGGAACCGUGCGUGUCGGAACACCAAUUUGUGCAGUUAGAAAGGAUCCUACGACUGGUGCUGCCAAUAUUUUGGUUUUAGGUAAAGUUGUUUCGUUGGAAGUCAAUCAUAAGUCUUCCGAUUCUGUGAAGAAAGGUCAGACAGCGGCAGGCGUUGCUAUGAGAUUGGAAAACCCAUCUAGUGCGCAGCCUACUUGGGGAAGACAUGUCGAUGAGACCGACAACUUGUACUCGUUGAUUUCUAGGAGGUCUAUCGACACUUUGAAAGAUCCCGCGUUCCGUGAUUCCGUUCUGAGGGAUGACUGGCUUCUUAUCAAGAAGUUGAAGCCUUGGAAAAGAAACAUUCCUUCUAGAGGUUUCAAACCCAGUAUUUACUUCUGGAGUAUUACUGGCUUGAUCACAUUCGGCUUUUACAGAUUUUACAAAGGUGUGGACGAACAACGAGAGCUAGCAAGGGAGAAGCAAUGGGCCAGAUUCUCGCUCGAGCCAUUGUUAAGGGCGGAAGAAGAUAGACACCUUUCAAGACGUUAUUUUUCAGAGCUUAAAAGACGUGAAGAAGUUGCAUCUACUAUGUCCCCUCUGGACAGACAGAAGUUCGAGGAAAAGAUCUACAACGAUGAAUCAAAAGUCAGAUUCCCAAACGCUGAGAAUGCCAAAGACGUGUUGGAUAGAUACGAAUACUUCUUGUUCGACUGUGAUGGAGUCAUUUGGCUAGGAAACCAUCUCCUUCCAUACGUCACAGAAACGUUGGCUCUUCUAAGAAGGAAUGGUAAGAAGAUUAUUUUUGUGACAAAUAAUUCAACGAAGGCUAGAUCAGACUACGUUAAAAAAUUUAAAGAGAUUGGCAUCGAAGGUGUGACGAAAGAGGAGAUCUUUGGUUCAUCAUACGCUUCAGCUAUCUAUGUUGACCAGAUAUUGAAGCUCCCAAAGCAAAAGAAGGUAUGGGUUCUCGGAGAGUCUGGAAUCGAGAAAGAACUCCAAGAAUUAGGGUACGAAACAGUAGGAGGUUCAGAUCCGUAUUAUGUUAAGGAUGGCGUCACUUUUAAUCCCGAGGACGAGGAUCUUUUGCGUUUGGAUGAUGACGUGGGGGCUGUGGUUACAGGUUUGACCUUUAACAUCAACUAUCUCAAGUUAUCUAUAACAAUCCAAUAUUUGCUCAAAGACAGCAAAUCAAUUCCUUUCAUUGCGACCAACAUAGACUCGACGUUUCCCAUGAAAGGAAAACUUUUAGCGGGUGCGGGCUCAAUUAUCAAGUCGGUUGCUUAUGCCAGCGGUCGCGAACCUGAUGCUAUCUGUGGCAAGCCGAACUCUUCGAUGAUGCAAUCAAUCUUUGCUGACAAUCCCGGCUUGAAAUCUCAUCCUACCAAGGGAUUGAUGAUUGGCGACAGAUUGAAUACGGAUAUGGAAUUCGGAAGAAGUAAUGGGUUAGACACUCUCUUGGUGUUCACAGGAAUUGAAAAUGAAGAGUCUGUUCUGAAACUCGAAGAGCCUAAGAAGCCCACAUACUAUGCCGAGAAAUUAGGAGAUAUUUACCUACUUUUAAACGGCUCCAAUGAAUAG